Messenger RNA from Periophthalmus magnuspinnatus, 4218 nucleotides. It is a transcript of the gene mamdc4, whose product is annotated as MAM domain containing 4. Gene Ontology annotation, cellular component: membrane. The record is from RefSeq and is a predicted model, not a curated record. Lineage: Eukaryota; Metazoa; Chordata; Actinopteri; Gobiiformes; Gobiidae. Gene Ontology annotation, molecular function: protein binding. The transcript has 29 exons. Bases 34 to 3621 code for a protein of 1195 amino acids.
GACACAGGUGCUUCAUGGAGGAGUGGAGCAAAGAUGAGGAUCCACUUCAGUCUGCUGUUUACUCUCUGGGCGAUUACAGCAGGGACCCAGUGCUGCCAGGCUCCAGAGCGGAAGUGUGACUUUGUGUGUGACUGCGCUGAGUGUGAGGAUGAGCUGAACUGUGGUUACACGGGGGAGCAGUUUGCGUGUGACUUUGAGCAGGGGGAUUGUGGGUGGACUGUCGGGUCCGGGGAUGCACUGUACAGAUGGGAGAGACGACAGAGAGAAGACGCCUUCACGGACAACGGGCCGUCCUCAGACUACACCAUAGGAACUGGCACAGGCUGGUUCAUGGCUGUGACUGCAGUGACGCUGGAGGGAGUCAGUCGAGCUGUCCUAGUCUCCCCAGAGAUGAGACAGUCUGCUCCUACAUGUCAAGUCAGUCUCCGCUACUUCAUCUAUGACUCAGGUUUGACGGGUCUAGGCAACGCCCCUCUUUGGGCUUCAGUGCGUUACCCUGGCGGCGAGGAGGAGGCAGUGCUGUGGCGUCCCGAGCCCAGCAGCGUGCGCGGGUGGAGGGAGGCCACUGUGUUUGUGGGCAGGAUCUCCUCCACCUUCAGGCUGGUGUUUUACUCUGAGAGAGGACACGGCCAGAGCGCUGACGUAGCACUGGACCAGCUGCACUUCCAGCACUGCGCUCUGCCUGCGCCCCCUGAAGGUGGCUGUGGCCCUGGCAUGUUCCUGUGCAGCAACCAGGCCUGUGUGGAGCAGAGGCUGAGCUGUGACGGGACUGACGACUGUGGGGACGGGAGCGACGAGCAGGACUGUGAGGGAUACAAACGCUGUGACUUCGACGAGGGUCUGUGUGACAUAUGGGAUCUCAGGUCUCUCUCUUCUCUCAAAUGGGUCAGAACAAACCAGCGGAACAUCUCCACCACUGACCCAAUGAGAGGACCGGGCCGGGACCACUCCAACAACACUGCUACAGGUCACUUCCUGUACGUGACUGUCCCUGAGUCUGGGCUGAAGAAAGACUGGGCGGCUUUUCAAACUAAAGUCCUGGAUCCAACUGACGGCAACACCUCCUGCAAGAUGGUGAUGUACACGCACCAGUUUGGGCCACGCUCCGGUGGGCUCACGGUGCUUGUGGCAGACCAGAAGAUUUACCCCGUGUGGGAGAGGGGCGGAGCUCUGGGAGACUUGUGGGUGCGGGCCGAGGUGGACGUCCACAGCAACUCCACUUUCCAGAUCAUGUUCAUGGCUGCCAUCAGAGACUUUAAAUACGGAGGCAUCGGUGUCGACAGCAUCGUGUUGUCUCCUGGGUGCCAGCUAUCCAUAGAAAACAAGACCCUGGCUGCCUUCCCCAAACCCCCUCCCCACCCCUGCACCUCCCCAGAGAAGAUGUGCGACUUCCAGGUGGACUGUGAAGCAGCGAAGGACGAGGACAUGUGUGGUGACUUUGCAUACUCAGAGGGCCAUGAGGGCUGGAUAGACUCUAGUGUGGGGAGUCAGGGCUGGAUCAGGAACGCCACAUCCAAAGAGGUGGUCCUGUACGUGGCAGAGUCAGCAGGGCACCAGAGGACCCCGGCCCAGAUGAAGACCCCUCUGCUGGGCCCCUCAGGACCAAUCUGCACCAUGAGCUUUGACUAUGCGCUCACCGGCAGCCCAGGCCAUAUCGGGGAGCUGUCUGUGCGUGUGAUGGACAGUGUGCUCGGACCGCUGCCCAAAAUCUGGGAAUUUGCAGGGAAAACAGGAACAGAUGGGGAAUCGUGGAACCACACAAACGUAUACAUCGGGCAGAGGAGAUCGCGCUUCCAGCUGGCAUUUGAAGGACAAGUGGCUGAGUUAAAUACUAUGGCCGAAAUCAAAGUCACAAACAUUUCCUUCCACAACUGUCAUCAAAAGUACUACCCCCAUACUCCAACUGGAGUGUCGUGUAAUUUUGAGGACGGACUCUGUGAAUGGUACCAGGAUAACAAUGAUAAUUUUGACUGGAGUCUGCUGGACGGAAUGGACCACACCAUCAGUAUUGGCAGGAGUCUGGUAGUGGACAUGUGGGACCCGUCUCUCCGUGGUGCCUUCGGACGUCUUCUGUCAUACCCACGGCCCUCCUCCACCACAGGGACAUGCCUCUCUUUCUUCUACAAGCUCUAUGGACCAAACACAGGGACUCUGAAUGUGAAGCUGCUGGAUGAAAGCGGCUAUGAGCUGACCCUGUGGUCUCGCACUGGAGCUCAUGGGAACAUGUGGCAUGAGGCUCAGUGUCCAGUGCCCCAACAGAAUACUCCCUACAGGCUGAUGUUUGAGGCGGUGCGCUCGGGCUUUGAUGGACGCAUUGCCAUUGACGAUGUGGGGUUCAAGGAAAAAGAGUGCACUUCUGUGUCGAGGAUGUGCUCUUUCGAGGGCAGCCCAUGUGACUACAGCAGCUCUGGGGCCCUGCGCUGGCGCCACAUCAAUGGAGACUCCUCCUCAGACCCCAAGACGGACCACACACUGGAGACCGCACAGGGGUACUACAUGCUGCUGAACACCGACUCGGACAUAUUCCCGGCUGGGGCAACCUCCACCCUCACCUCACCUCUCAUCUACGGGACGUCCAAAACCCAGUGUCUCCAGUUCUGGUACCACAUGGGCGGAGCUAGACCUGGCACUCUCACCGUCUACAUGAAGCCAGUGAAAGGGAAGCGAGUGAAGAUCUUCUCUGACAGGCUGAACCAGGGGGAGGUGUGGCGUCAUGGCAGCGGUAACAUCUCCCCUGACCUGGUGGACUGGCAGCUGGAGUUUGAGGUGAUCGGAGCAGGCGGCAAAAACGGUCACGUCGCCAUUGAUGACGUCCACAUUUUGAAUCAUGCCUGUGAAUCUCAAGAUUCAAAAUGUUCUCUGGAGAAGAGCCUGUGCAGCUGGACUAACACCCAGGACGUGCUUAAAGACCGAUUGGACUGGGAGCUGAGCAGUAGGGAGGCAGAGAGACACUACCCUGUCCCUGAGGCUGACCACACCCUAGGACACGAGAAAGGUCACUUCCUGUUUCUACCCAGCAGCGACAGGACAGCAGCCAAUCAGAAAGCUUGGUUAUUAAGCCCACACCUGCCCCCCACCAAAGGCACCUGUUUGAAAUUUUGGGCCAAUAUGCCUUUUUCAGGGGUGGGCGAGCUGACGGUGUGGCUGCGCUCUGAAGAAAAGAACACAAAGUUACUAAGCACCAGUCAAACCGGAGGGUCCUGGACACGCUUUGAUGUGAAUAUCACCUCCACUAAAGAAUAUCAGAUUGUCCUGGAGGGCAUUAAAGGCAGCUCCGGGUUCCUGGCUUUAGACGACAUUGAGUACACUGUUGGAGUGGACUGCUCUGGGACACAAACUGAUCCUGUCGAUAAGAAAAGACAGCCUGACGCAGGAGGCAUCGCGGCCUCUGUCAUAGUGUUUCUGCUCCUGGUGUCCACUCUCAUCGCUUUGCUGGUCAUCUACCUGAGGUCCAGACGCCAGCAGAGGUCUCCACCUGCAGGGCCAACGGGAUUCGCCAACCAGUCCUACGAGUCUGACCUUACUGAGGAUCACAUAAGUGUCCCUCCUGCUCAGAACCACCCGAUGGCAGCUGGGUUCAAUCAUUUCUCAGACUAUGGGGACAUGGGGAAUGUGGACUGAGCUGGUCUGAGCUGGUCCGUGUGUGGGUCUGGACGUGGUACCACAGUAGCAGAACUACUUGUGCCAUGUAAACCAGGAGAGUAUUACGGAAACCCUGUCGGCAAGACUUGGAGUGGAUCCUUCAAGGAGCUGGGUGUACCGCAUGUGUGUCUAUGGUGGAAUGUUCAGCAGUUAAAAUACAGAAAAAGACUAAAUGGAUUUAAACAACACAUUUCAUAUUUAGUAGCCUGUGAUCAGUGUGAGCGUUCAUGGUCAUGUUUAGGUGUUUGAUUUUCAACAAAAAAGUGAGAGUGACUAACUGAAAAACCGUCGGCUAAUGCUAGCUAGCUUGUGACUGUUAUUUGAGAGGGACUUAUUAAACAGCACAAAAUCAGCUCACUUGUUGUAGUUCCAGCUAAAUCGACUCUUUAUGGUCAGAUUGUGUUAAAACAAAGGUCAGAUUAAAACUCUAACUUGAGUAACAGAGCUUCAGACAGAGCAGUGCCUACUGUUAGCUACACAUCCCCAGGGAAUGUUGAUGACAUCAGCUGCAAAGUAUGAGUAGUAAUAGUAAUGAUGUAAAGUGCAAUAUAAAGGUGCAAGACCCUAUCCCUUAUA